This is a messenger RNA of Ipomoea nil (Japanese morning glory), 694 nucleotides long. RefSeq lists its product as uncharacterized. The coding region runs from base 108 to 653 and encodes 181 amino acids. NCBI's taxonomy places the organism in Eukaryota, Viridiplantae, Streptophyta, Magnoliopsida, Solanales, Convolvulaceae. The transcript is spliced from 2 exons. The record is from RefSeq and is a predicted model, not a curated record.
CUAAUUUAACCCCAAAUGAAACUACGCCACUACCACUAUAAAGAAAGGAAUUCUUAUUCUUGUUUCACCUUCAGUCACUGAUCAACCAAUCUUGAUCGCCGGAAAAUAUGUCUUGCCUGAAUUUGAAGGGACUGUUUCCCACCACGAAGGUGUUGAAGCUCUUGUCCUCCAAGCUGCACCGCCUCAGCCGCUCCAAGGUCAUCAAGAAGCAGCAGCGGAAGACACCGUUGGGCGGCGACAAGGCGGCUAUCAUCAAGAAAGGUGGCUCCGGCCGAUGGCCGAAGCUAACCGGCAGGGGAAAGAAGAAGAAGUUUCAGUUCAAGACGACGAAAAGGAUCGAUUUUCAUAAGAAACCGGCGCCGGUGUAUAUAGACCAGCUAUUCGUGGAGCCCGUGAAGGAGCAUCCAGAGAUUCCGGAUGCCAAGUUGAAGAAAGAUGAUUGUGAUCAUCGUCUUGAUGAUGAUCAUGAAGCCUGUAGCAGUACGGCGGUUGACGGCGGCGGAGGAUCCGGUGAGGCCGAUGAUAUGUGGGAAGCCAUCGUGCUGGCUUCGCCGGAGAUGCACGGAAUCAACGAGAGGGCGGAGGAGUUCAUAUCCAAUUUCCGGGCAGAGAUGAAGCGCCAGGAAACUUUGGAUACUAAGCGCCGCUUGUAGUACUUCUUUCAUUUCUAUCUCAACUAAAACUUUCUAUAGGU